Molecule: messenger RNA, 438 nt
Organism: Alternaria ethzedia
Lineage: Eukaryota; Fungi; Ascomycota; Dothideomycetes; Pleosporales; Pleosporaceae
Exons: 1
Coding region: 1-438 (145 amino acids)
Source: RefSeq, a predicted model, not a curated record
AUGACACCAGACAUGGCCAAAGCUGUGAAUACGGUAUCGCAAGUCCUGUACCGGUCCGACAUCCACGAGUACAAGCAGGGUGGUGUAAGCGACGUCGCCAUCUUUGACCGGAUCUGGUUUAUCAUCACUCGGCAAUCAGUACAAGACAAGUUUAUAAGCCCAAUAGUCAGGGAAUUGAACAAACUCAUCAUUGCUGCAGAAGAUGACCUGGGCAAGAUGCAGGUAGACGACAUCUUACCAAGCGAGGAUGCAGCCACAGACUUCCAGCAAGUUCAAUUACAAAAUGAUUAUCACACUAGCUUACUUCAAGCGCUGGUAGUGCUCCGUAAGACUAUCAUAGAGGAAAAAGAUGUUUGGGAUAAGAGCCAGGACAGCGCUGUGAGAAAGCACGAUCGUGGGCAGGAUGUGAUCGGCGAAGCGAAGAGGAGCAAGCGUUGA